Rosa chinensis is the source of this 623-nucleotide messenger RNA. Its product is annotated as auxin-induced protein 15A-like. The record is from RefSeq and is a predicted model, not a curated record. Gene Ontology annotation, biological process: response to auxin. The transcript has a single exon. Bases 88 to 387 code for a protein of 99 amino acids. NCBI's taxonomy places the organism in Eukaryota, Viridiplantae, Streptophyta, Magnoliopsida, Rosales, Rosaceae.
CUCUCAUUCAUUAAACAUUCAAACUUUCUCUCUUUCCCAGAUCCUUUCAAGUCUUUUUAUUGUUUAUCCACUUGGGAUAUAGAAGCCAUGGGUUUCAAGCUGCCUGGAAUUGUUAGCCCCAAAAGAAGUCUUACCCGAUCUUCAUCUAAUGCAAACAAGACAGCUUCAAAAACCUUAGAUAUCCCAAAAGGCUAUUUUGCGGUCUAUGUUGGAGAGAGCCAGAAGAAGCGAUUUGUGAUUCCAAUAUCAUACUUGAACCAACCUUCAUUCAUGGAUUUACUGAGUCAAGCUGAAGAAGAAUUUGGAUAUGAUCAUCCCAUGGGCGGUAUUACAAUUCCUUACAGUGAGGACACCUUCCUUGAUCUCACUUCCAGCUUAAGUGUGUGACUGAAUGAUGAAAUGAAAAUGGGAUCCAACUUCAUAUUCAAAAGGCUUCAGAAUUUCAGAACAUGCUGCUGAGUCAAGAUGAAGAAGAGGCGAGGCCAUGAUUGAUCAUCAACUGAACCGACUCAGCUUCUGCUUAGGGGAAGCUUGUGCGUGUUUGCAGCUGCAAUGGAGCUGAGCUGAAAGAUACACAAGUUAUGAAGCAGACAUAUGAGAAUAUUGUAUGCAUCUUCAACAAC